Cylicocyclus nassatus is the source of this 1742-nucleotide messenger RNA. The record is from the annotation of a GenBank genome assembly. Lineage: Eukaryota; Metazoa; Nematoda; Chromadorea; Rhabditida; Strongylidae.
CAGAUCCUCACCCGUCGGCCAGUUCUAUGACGAAGAGUUCAAGCCUUUGCACUGGGUGAAGUCGACUAGCCAUGGGACUCAAGAAGGAUCUCCUUCUUGUGCUUACUAUCGAAUCUGUUGUGCUAGGUGUCGUCCUCGGCUUCGUGAUUCGGCCUUUCAAUCCAAGCAAUGACACAAUCAGCUUGAUCGGAUUCCCCGGCGAAAUUUUCAUGCAGAUUGUAGAGAUGAUGAUUCUACCUCUUAUUAUUUCAUCUGUAAUAUCAGCUCUGGCACAAGUUCGAGCUCGUGAUGCUAGACAGAUUGGUAUUGUCACUGUUAUCUACUACAUGACUACCACAUUCCUGUCCACGUUCACAGGAAUAAUCCUAGUUUCUUCCAUUCAUCCUGGCGACCCAGCUCUUAUUCAUGCGCUUGGCGAGGGAACCUUAGAAAAUACUGCUUUGUCCACGCUGGACACAUUCUUGGAUCAAAUAAGAAACAUGUUCCCGGAAAAUAUUAUCCAGGCUACUUUCCAACAAGUCCAGACCUACUAUGUUCCCAUCAAGCCAAAAGUUCAGCGGACGAAUGGCACUUCGAACAUGACAGAAGUCAUAUUGCAGAAACCUCAACUAACCUAUACAAACGAAAUGAAUGUCUUAGGGCUGAUUGUAUUUUGCAGCGGGUUUGGUGUUAUAUUAAGCAUUUUGGGAGACCAAGCUAGGCUGAUGAUUAAUUUUUUCAUUGUGCUAGAUGCCAUAAUUAUGCGAUGGAUCUCUGCACUCAUGUGGUGCUAUCCCAUUGGGAUCCUUUCACUAGUUUGCAAGAACAUUGUAGAUAUUGAUAAUCUAACAGAAACGGCACAAGCUUUGGCAAUGUAUGUGGUGACAGUAAUCUGCGGUUUGAUGAUCCACUCAUUGCUGACGUUACCCUUGUUGUACUUCGUGGUAACCAGGAAGAGUCCAUUUGCCUAUAUGACUGGAAUGCUUCAAGCUCUUGCCACCGCUUUUGGAACUGCUUCCAGUACCGCCACCUUGCCUGUCACAUUUCGGUCUCUGGAAGAAAAUCUGAAAAUAGACAGACGGGUGACUCGUUUUGUGCUGCCUCUCGGCGCCACUAUUACUAUGGAUGGCACCGCUUUAUAUGAGGCUGUUGCUGUGAUCUUUAUAGCCCAGCUCCAUAAUGUAAAACUUACUCUCCUCGAAUUGUUAACAAUCAGUGUCACGACGACGGUUGCUUCAAUUGGAUCUGGUUCUGUACCCGCAGGACUCGACACCAUCGUCAUUGUUCUGACUACAGUGGGUCUACCAGCAAAAGAUCUUAGCUUACUGCUGACUGUCGACUGGUUGCUUGACCGAAUCCGAACUUCGGUGAAUGUCUUGGGUGACGGCUUUGGAGCAGGCAUCAUUCAUCACUUGACUAAGGACAGUCUCGUCGAGGCUGAUACAGAUGAGCUUAUUCGGCAGAUAAGAGAGGACAUACAUCACUUAAACAAUCCUGAGCUUGAAAUGCAGCUUAAAAGCAAUCAAAAUACCGUGCACAGUCACACCGCAAUACAAAUGCAGGCAGUAGAUUCCAAUGGUUCCUUUGAGAUGGAGAAGCCAGUGGCGCCGAAAACAACAAGAGCGUCCUUGGCUCCGGAUGAAUCAAAAGCGCUUCUUGCUGUAGAGUAUGUCGUUUGAAUGAAAAUCGUCUCUGCUGUAUUAUCAAGAGACUUCCCUGCGUUUGUUUGCAACUGUAAAUUCUAUUUUUUGUGCUUUGCCCUC